Molecule: messenger RNA, 2461 nt
Organism: Dermatophagoides pteronyssinus (European house dust mite)
Lineage: Eukaryota; Metazoa; Arthropoda; Arachnida; Sarcoptiformes; Pyroglyphidae
Molecular function (GO): acyltransferase activity, transferring groups other than amino-acyl groups
Source: RefSeq, a predicted model, not a curated record
AAUAAAUUUUUAUUAUUAUUACUAUUUAUGGUAGUUAUCAUUAAAUGUUGUUUUUGUUUUCGUUCAAAAAGUUUUGAUCAAUAUUCGAAUGGUUAUCUUGAUCCAACAAUUCAUCAAUAUCAAUAUCAAAUUGCGGAAAAUUUUCUAUUCAACCACGUACAAUCAUUAAUGAUUCGAAAUUUUGAACAAUUUCGUUCAACAAUUAAUAAUAAUUUAAACGAAAGUUUUAUUCAAUCUAUUAAUGAUCGAUAUUGUUUAAAAAUUUUAAAUUUAACCCUUUCACAACCGUUUGAAACUGAAUGGUCAGCAAAAUUGAUUGAUUCAAGUUCGGGAUCAUUUUUCGGCUCUGGAUUAUUAUCCGGUACAUUUACAAAUUUUGGUGAUUUUGAUUCUUGUCUUAGUAUCGAUAAUCGACAACAUUUAUCAAAUUCGACAAUCGAUAAUGAUCAAGAUAUAUCAACGAUUGAAUUUAUUGGUAAAUAUUGUUUUGCUACAAUACGUUUACCAAAUCAAGUGAAGCAAUUUCCAUCGAUAAAUUUUGAAUCAUCAAAUUCAAAACUUUUAAGCAACAAUGAAAUUUGGAAACAAUCAUUAUUGGAACGUUGGUUACAGGCAAAUCCACGAUAUCCAUUGGCUAAUGCAUUAUGUUUACCAUCGGUUUGUGAUGAAAAAUUCAUUGGCAAUUUGAUUCAGAAUGCAUUCAAACCAUUACAUGAAACUAAUUUUGAUAUUGAAUUUUGUCAAACAAAAUUGGAUUCAUCAUUUGAUGAUUGGUUUAAGAUAAAAAUUAUUUUAAGUGUAAUAAUGAUCAUUAUAUUAGCAUUGAUUAUUUUGGCUACAAUAUUGGAAAUUUAUCAAUUUCAAAAUGAAACAUAUAAAUCAAUGCAAAUAAUUCAUUGUUUUUCGCUAUGUUCAAAUUUUCGUUCAUUAUUUGUAAUAAAAAAUCGAAUGGAAUAUCCAUGGAUCGAUGGUUGGCGUGUAUUUUUAACAUUAUUUGUUCUUUUAGCACAUGUUUCAAUUAAUCAAGGUGUGCUACAACUAUUACCAAUAUCACCAUUUGUACAUUUUCCCGAUGAUUAUCAACGACAAACAACACCUAUAAUCAAUCGAUAUUUAGUGAAUAGUACAUGGACUAUUAAAUCAUUUUUUAUGAUGAGGUUUUAAUCAUUUUUCGUUUGUUUCAGUGGUUUUUUAUUGGCACAAAGUUUUUUAAAAUCAAAAAAUUUACCAUCAUUUGGUCGUUAUGUAUUGUCGAGAUGGUUACGUUUUACACCAUGUUAUAUUGGUUAUAUAAUGUUUACAAUAAUAUUAGGUUUUAUUGGUAAUGGACCAUUAUUUCAUGAAAAAAUUAUUGAAUCAUAUUUAAAACCAUGUAUAAAUAAUUUACCAUAUCAUCUUUUGUAUAUGAAUAAUUGGCUUGAUUUUAGACAAAUGUGUGGCUUUCAAACAUGGUAUCUUUCGGUUGAUUUUCAACUUUACAUAAUUUCAUUCAUUGUAUUAUCAUUAUAUUAUUAUAAUUUUACACGUUUGGCCUUUAUAAUAACAUCAAUAUUAAUUUUAUCAUCAUAUUUAAUAACAAUGGCUUUAUUUAUAUUUAAAUUACAUGGAAUACCGUUCUUCAUUUCAGUUCUAUAUCCACAAUUGCCUCUAGGUGAUCGUGGUUAUCUCCUGUAUUGGACAGCUACCUAUAAUCAUUUUGAAGCAUAUUUUUUUGGUAUUACAAUCGGUGUUUUGGUAAAUAAAAAAAUUACCUUAAAUUUAUCAAAGGUUUCAAUAAGAAAAUUAUUUCUAUUAAGUUUGGCAAUAUUAAUGAUUAUACCACAAAUAUUUCCAUUAUUUUUCUUUGAUUAUCAACAACAACGACCAUUAGCUGAUUUACUUAGUAGCUAUUCAUGGUCUAAUGCAUUGAUUAUAACUAUUUCGAAUCUCUUGUGGAUUUGUUCAAUAUCAUUUAUGUUCUAUUUAUCAUCAACAUAUCCAAUAAUUAUAAAUGAAAAUAUUUUUAUCAAAACAUUAUCAUCACAUUGUUUUGUACCAUUAGCAAGAAUUUGUUUUGCAAUAUAUUUGGUUCAUGUACCAUUAACAUGGUUUAUUGUACAUCAGACACGUUUUCCACAAUUAAGAAAUGAAUUUGGUACUUUACAAUUCUGUUUUCUUCUCAUCAUUCUAUCGGUUCUUGCUGCUAUUAUUAUACAUCUUUUUAUCGAGCUUCCUUUUGCGAAAUUAAUUCGAUUAUUUUUAUCAUCAUCAUCUUCAUCAAAAGCAACAACAACAACAACAAAAAAAUCACAAACAAUGAAUGAAAUUAUUGUACUUAGCCAGAAAAACAAUAUAACCGAUACAAGUGCUUGAUAUUCAUUGGCAAACACGAAAAAAAGAUAAUUCUUUUCCACCAAAAUUGUUAAAAUGAAAAAAAUCUCAUUUCAUCACAUUUUUUUUUUUGCUGCACAAGAUUUACAAA